Messenger RNA from Prosopis cineraria, 867 nucleotides. Its product is annotated as putative receptor-like protein kinase At3g47110. NCBI's taxonomy places the organism in Eukaryota, Viridiplantae, Streptophyta, Magnoliopsida, Fabales, Fabaceae. The transcript has 2 exons. The record is from RefSeq and is a predicted model, not a curated record. The coding region runs from base 1 to 867 and encodes 288 amino acids.
AUGUCUUGUGUCUCUCCCUUUUGGCCAAUAUGCCUUUCCCUGUUUCUUCUCUUUGUUUUGAUCUUUCCUACUUGCAAAGCUAUCUCUUCAUUGGGAAAUGAGACUGACAACUUGUCCUUGCUCAAAUUCAAGGAAUCAAUAUCCGACUAUCUACACCAUGUCUUGGACUCUUGGAAUACUUCUAAUCACUUCUACAACUGGUACGAAGUCACUUGUGACCACAAGCAUCACAGAGUUACAGAGCUGUGGUUAAAUGGAUAUGGCUUGCGUGGAUCUAUAACUCCACAUAUCAGCAAUCUCUCCUUCGUAAGAGUCAUUGUUCUUGACAACAAUAUGUUGCACGGAGAAAUCCCACAAGAAUUUAGUCAUUUGUUUCGGCUGCAAACACUUUUCAUUGGCAACAAUACACUCGGUGGGACAUUUUCUAUCAACAUCACAAGUUUCUCUGAACUCAGUAACUUAUCAUUUGGUGGACAUAAUCUUAGUGACAGGAUAUCGAUGGAGAUUGGCUAUCUCCAUAAGCUUAAAAGGUUACAUCUAGUUAAAAACGACUUUAGUGGGCAAAUCCCAAUGUCUAUGUGGAAUCUUUCUUCCCUUACUCUUCUUCCAAUUGGGGAAAAUAACUUGAAGGGGAGUAUGCCUGAAGAAAUAGGCUUUCUACAAAAAUUAAGAAUUUUUUAUAUAAGCAGGAACAAGCUUUCUGGUGCAAUUCCUUUUUGUCCGUACAAUUUGUCAUCUCUCAUUGUACUUGAUGUUGAAGGAGGAAAUAACUUUGCAAGGAAAAUUCCAAAUCUUGGAAAUUUUCACAACCUUUCAAUUCUGGAGCUUGAUAACAAUAGUUUAGGAAGCAAUUCAUCUAAAGACUGA